UGUGAGCGAGCCAAUCAGGGGCCACCGGAGGUUGGCGGCUCGAGAGGCGGCUAGUCGCGCGCUCGCUUUCCCAAGAUGGCGGCCGCUAAGGACGGUUGUGGAUUAGGAGAAGUGGGCGCAGGGAACGGCCGGCGGCUCCACCUGGGGAUUCCUGAGGCCGUGUUUGUGGAAGAUGUGGAUUCCUUCAUGAAACAGCCUGGGAAUGAGACUGCAGAUAUAGUACUGAAGAAGCUGGAUGAACAGUACCAGAAGUAUAAGUUUAUGGAGCUCAAUCUUGCUCAAAAGAAAAGGAGGCUGAAAGGUCAGAUUCCUGAAAUUAAGCAGACAUUAGAAAUUCUAAAAUACAUGCAGAAGAAAAAAGAGUCCACCAGCUCACUGGAGACUAGAUUCUUACUGGCGGAUAACCUGUAUUGCAAGGCUUCAGUUCCUCCUACUGAUAAAGUGUGUCUGUGGUUGGGGGCUAACGUGAUGCUUGAAUAUGAUAUUGAUGAAGCCCAGGCAUUGUUGGAAAAGAAUUUAUCGACUGCUACAAAGAAUCUUGAUUCCCUUGAGGAAGACCUUGACUUUCUUCGAGAUCAAUUUACUACCACAGAAGUCAAUAUGGCCAGGGUUUAUAAUUGGGAUGUAAAAAGAAGAAACAAAGAUGAUUCUACCAAGACCAAAGCAUAAUGCUGGCAAU
This is a messenger RNA of Leopardus geoffroyi (Geoffroy's cat), 679 nucleotides long. It is a transcript of the gene VBP1, whose product is annotated as VHL binding protein 1. The record is from RefSeq and is a predicted model, not a curated record. Lineage: Eukaryota; Metazoa; Chordata; Mammalia; Carnivora; Felidae. Bases 76 to 669 code for a protein of 197 amino acids. The transcript has 6 exons. Gene Ontology annotation, cellular component: prefoldin complex; cytoplasm. Gene Ontology annotation, molecular function: tubulin binding. Gene Ontology annotation, biological process: tubulin complex assembly; protein folding; microtubule-based process.